UGCGCAGCCAGCGGGGCGAGAGGUCGCUCCCCGCCCUGCUCAGUGUUGACAGUAUCGGGCUUACGGCACCGUUGUCCCGGUGCGAGGCGGCUGCCGGCGGUCCACUGCGUGGGGAACCCCGGGGCUGACUGGUCCGGGCCCCCCGCACCCCGAUGGGCCUGGCGGAGCCGGCGCCAUGGCCGCCCUGUACCAGAGCGCGGACCCGUCCGCCUCGGCCUCCCCCAACAAGCUGCUGGCGCUGAAGGACGUGAGGCAGGUGAAGGAGGAGACCACCCUGGACGAGAAGCUCUUCCUGCUGGCCUGCGACAAAGGUGACUAUUACAUGGUUAAGAAACUCUUGGAGCAGAACAGCUCAGGUGACAUGAAUAUAAAUUGUGUGGAUGUGCUUGGGAGAAAUGCUAUAACCAUUACCAUUGAAAAUGAAAACUUGGACAUAUUACAGCUUCUUUUGGAUUAUGGCUGUCAGUCAACAGAUGCACUUUUGGUGGCGAUUGACUCAGAAGUGGUGGGAGCUGUUGAUAUAUUACUUAAUCAUCGACCAAAACGAUCCUCAAGACCAACUAUUGUAAAACUUAUGGAGCGUAUUCAGAACCCAGAGUACUCAACGACUAUGGAUGUAGCACCUGUCAUUCUAGCUGCUCAUCGUAACAACUAUGAGAUCCUUACUAUGCUGUUAAAACAGGAUAUAUCUCUACCCAAACCUCACGCUGUUGGCUGUGAAUGCACCUUGUGCACGGCAAAGAACAAAAAAGAUAGCCUACGGCACUCCAGAUUUCGUCUUGACAUCUAUCGUUGUUUGGCCAGUCCUGCCUUAAUAAUGUUGACAGAGGAGGAUCCAAUCCUGAGAGCUUUUGAACUUAGUGCAGACUUAAAAGAGCUAAGUCUUGUCGAAGUUGAAUUCAGAAAUGAUUAUGAGGAACUAGCCCAGCAAUGCAAAACCUUUGCUAAAGAUUUACUUGCACAGGCACGGAACUCACGGGAGCUGGAAGUUAUCCUAAACCAUACAGCUAGUGAUGAGCAUGUGGACAAACGAGGAUUGUUAGAAGAGAGGAUGAAUUUGAGUCGCCUAAAACUUGCUAUCAAGUAUAACCAAAAGGAGUUUGUUGCCCAGUCUAACUGCCAGCAGUUUCUCAACACUGUGUGGUUUGGACAAAUGGCAGGCUACCGACGCAAGCACACGUGUAAGAAGAUUUUGACUGUUUUGACAGUUGGCAUCUUUUGGCCAGUUCUGUCUCUCUGUUACUUAUUAGCCCCUAAAUCUCGAGUAGGUCGAAUAAUUCACACUCCUUUUAUGAAGUUUAUUAUUCAUGGAGCUUCAUAUUUCACAUUCCUGCUGUUACUUAACUUGUAUUCACUGGUCUACAAUGAGGAUAAGAAGAAUACAAUGGGGCCAGCACUUGAGAGAAUAGACUAUCUUCUGAUAAUAUGGCUUAUUGGAAUGGUGUGGUCAGAUGUCAAAAGACUUUGGUAUGAAGGCCUGGAAGACUUUUUAGAAGAAUCUCGUAAUCAGCUUAGUUUUGUCAUGAAUUCCCUCUAUUUGGCAACUUUUGCUCUCAAAGUAGUUGCUCAUAACAAGUUCCAUGAUUUUGCUGAUAGAAAGGACUGGGACGCAUUCCAUCCUACACUGGUGGCAGAAGGUCUCUUUGCUUUUGCUAAUGUUCUUAGUUACCUUAGACUCUUCUUCAUGUAUACAACCAGUUCUAUCCUAGGACCACUUCAGAUUUCAAUGGGGCAGAUGUUGCAAGACUUUGGAAAAUUCCUAGGGAUGUUCCUUCUUGUCUUGUUCUCAUUCACAAUUGGAUUGACCCAACUGUAUGACAAAGGAUUUACUGUAAAUGAAGAGAAGGACUGUGCAGGGAUCUUCUGUGAACAGCAAAGCAAUGACACAUUCCAUUCGUUUAUUGGCACCUGCUUUGCUCUGUUCUGGUACAUAUUCUCCCUAGCACAUGUAGCAGUCUUUGUCACUAGAUUUAGCUACGGUGAAGAAUUGCAGUCUUUUGUGGGCGCUGUUAUUGUUGGUACCUACAACGUAGUGGUUGUGAUUGUCCUUACCAAGCUCUUAGUGGCAAUGCUUCAUAAAAGCUUUCAGCUGAUAGCAAAUCAUGAAGACAAAGAAUGGAAAUUUGCACGUGCCAAGCUUUGGCUUAGCUACUUUGAUGAUAAAUGCACACUACCUCCACCUUUCAAUGUCAUUCCCUCUCCCAAGACUAUCUGCUAUCUCUUCAACAGCCUUAGUAAAUGGAUCGGCUCUCAUACUUCAACUGGCAAAGUCAAACGUCAGAAUAGCCUAAAGGAAUGGAGAAAUCUGAAGCAAAAGAGGGAUGAGAAUUACCAAAAGGUGAUGUGUUGUUUAGUCCAUCGUUACUUAACCUCCAUGAGACAAAAGAUGCAAAGCAUGGAUCAAGCAACUGUGGAAAAUCUCAAUGAACUGCGGCAAGAUCUAUCAAAAUUCCGAAAUGAAAUGAGGGAUCUGCUUGGCUUUCGGACAUCUAAAUAUGCUAUGUUUUAUCCAAGAAACUAAGGUCCAGAUUUUAAAAGGAACAUGUCUAAUUUUAGGUAUUCACAGUUGAAAGUGUUGGCCUAAGUUUGUUGCCAGACCAAACAGAAAAGCAAAUUUUUUGCACAACCUUACAUUUGAAAAUGUAUUUGCAUGAGUUUCAGCUAAGUUCAAAAGAUGUGGAAAUGAAUGCAAAAACUGUCAUUCUUUUAAGCUCUUUAAGUGUGUAAUGUACAGUAUGUAAAAUAUGUAUAUAGCAUUUUACAAUAAAUGUUCCCCAAAAUAUGGAUUUUGACAGGUCACAUUAGCUGUCGGGCUUCAUGUCAUCAUAGCUGGCAUGUUGCAUUUAUUUCCCCUAUAUUUGCUGUUAUGUCCCUCUUGGUUACUGUUUUUUCAAGUUGUGGGAAAAGAUGGAAAUCUUAACAAUACUUAAAAAUAUACCUGGUACUUUCGUAAUAGAAAUUUAACCAGUAUAUGAUUUAAAGUAGGUUGCAAAAGACUCCAUGACUCUGAAAAUGGUUUUGUACAUGAUGCUGUUGACUGAAUAUUAACAACUGUAAAACAUUGGGAAAUGAAAUUUGUGAUUUGUUCCCUGAAAAUUGCAGGGUACUGUGGAUGCUGAACUCUGGACAUAGAGCCAAAGUAAGCUACCCAUCUCCAGAACUUUCAUGGAUCCAUUUAAAAUAGUUAUGUCCUCUCAAAAACAUAUUAAGAUUUUUCAGGUAGCACCCUGUGUGUACAUUUGCAAUAUGCAACUCUUGGGAUUUGGGAAUUUUUUUUAAAAUUAGCCUCUUAAUUUUGAAUAGUGUUCAGAAAACCUUGUGUAUCUGGAUUACACACAGUUGUUCUUUGGCAUAGGAAAACAUAUUUUUUAACAAGAAUUAGAUAUCGGUCUAGAGCAUGAAUGUUACUUGUUUGCCAGGCUAAAUAUUUCUGGUCCAUUAAAACAAAUGGAAAUACUGUACAAUUAUUUCUAUGUAAGAACAUACACUAUGCCUGGACAUUGGAAGAUGUGCAUUCAGAAGGCUCUCUUUUAGAGUAUGUAUACACCACAGCUGUGAAUGUGUUUUCCAGCACAAUAGUACUCCUGGGCGAAUUCUGCGCCAAAAAAGUAUUAAAAAUUCUGCAACAAAAAAUUUUAAAUGUUGCGCACGUUUUAAAA
Messenger RNA from Terrapene triunguis (Three-toed box turtle), 3659 nucleotides. RefSeq names its product transient receptor potential cation channel subfamily C member 1 (gene TRPC1). Lineage: Eukaryota; Metazoa; Chordata; Testudines; Emydidae. The record is from RefSeq and is a predicted model, not a curated record. Gene Ontology annotation, biological process: calcium ion transmembrane transport; regulation of cytosolic calcium ion concentration; manganese ion transport. The transcript is spliced from 13 exons. Gene Ontology annotation, molecular function: protein binding; store-operated calcium channel activity; inositol 1,4,5 trisphosphate binding. Gene Ontology annotation, cellular component: cation channel complex; membrane. The coding region runs from base 176 to 2521 and encodes 781 amino acids.